AUUAACCGGCUUUUAAAUUUUUAUUGUUUUAGGAGGCAUCACUUGUAACAAAUGUAAUAUGUCACCUAUUAGAGGCGUACGAUAUAAAUGUGCCAAUUGUGUUGAUUUCGAUCUUUGUGAAAUGUGUGAAGGAGCCAACAGCCAUAUUAAUACGCAUGUUUUUUUGAAAAUCAGAAUUCCUAUUCCCCCACUUGCAAACCCACGAAGUGCAUUAUUACCUGCAUUUUAUCCUGGAAAACAUCAUAAUAAGCCCCCUGUCCCCACAGAAAAGUAUCGUGCUCUGCAGCAAACUUCUCAUUUUGAUCAAGUGGAACUUGAAGCGCUUUAUGAACAAUUUAAAUCCCUCUCAACAGUCGAUAAAGAUGAAGGGGGAAUAGACAGAGAAACAUUUGAGCAAUGUCUCGGGCCUUUGGGAUUAGAAAAGAAUUUAAUCACCGAAAGAAUAUUUGCAUUUUUCGAUCAGGAUGGCGAUAAUGUCAUUAACUUCUCUGAAAUUGUAGCAGGAUUAAGUGUUCUAUGUAAAGGAAACCUUGAUGAAAAGAUAGAAUAUGCAUUCAAGGGGUAUGACUUGGAUGAAGAUGGUUAUAUAUCUCGAGAUGAACUCUAUCGAAUGUAUAAAUCAUACUUUUAUUUGUCUAUGGAAUUAGUCAGGGAUGUGGUGAGUGCAAUGGAGGAUGAAAUGAUGGACACUUUUGAGUUCUCAGCUUCUCAACCAGUCAGUGCUGCAUUUAAUGUAGCAAUGCCCUCCACACCCUCUGACAGAAACAACAGUGAGGAUGAUAGCAGUGAUGACGGGGAAAAUUUUGUAACUGAGGCAGGUCCCUCAACCGAUGAUAUAACCACUAGAACUAAAAAGAGACGAUACCCUCUAAAGGAGGAUCACUUUUUAAAGCAAUAUGCUAUAGAAGCUGAACAAGCGCAGGCGCUAGCUGGUGCAUCAGACGCACAAAUUAAGGAAAUGACAGAUGAUGUACUCCGUUCGGAUAGUCAUCGACUAACGAUGUCCAAGAAUUUGACGGACACUAAAGAUGAAAUAACCAAGAAUCUGGGAAACAGUGGCGAAGGCAAAAAAGCUUGGGAAGAAAAGUUUCCCAUCAUGGAAACCAUGUCUCAAGGUGCUAUUAAUGAAAUGGUCGAUAAAACGUUUAAAAGCAUUAAGACUGAACGGGAAGGUUUUAUCAAUUUUGAAGAAUUCAAAGAAUGCGUGCAAACUGAUUCAAGUAUAGUUAGCUGGUUUGAAGCUUUAGGCACUGUAUUCUAAAACGCAUUAUUCCCCCCCCCACAUAUGUGCCAUCAGCGUGUUCUUGAACAGAAUCGCUUACAUCGUCGUAAAUAUCAAAUCUUCGUUGGUUGUAAAGAGGAAUGUUCGUUCGAACUUCCUUAACUUGCUCAGGGUCUAUCAAUGUUCAUUAAAAAUGUAGCUAAUUUAAUCUCGUGUCAGUGCACUUACCAAUAUCGGCAUAAACAAUGUCCUCCUUCUCCUCAGUCGUAGCAACAACAACGCCCCUAAACAAAUAAUAAAUUUCCAGUUCUCUUCCAUUCUAAGCUUUACUUACUUUGGGUCUACUACAGUAGAAUGGCCCCAGGCAUGGUAAUCUGCAGAAAGAUCACGAGCAGGGGAGCAUGCUGCGACGUACAUUUG
Molecule: messenger RNA, 1642 nt
Organism: Mucor mucedo
Lineage: Eukaryota; Fungi; Mucoromycota; Mucoromycetes; Mucorales; Mucoraceae
Exons: 4
Coding region: 59-1261 (400 amino acids)
Biological process (GO): calcium-mediated signaling
Molecular function (GO): kinase binding; calcium ion binding; zinc ion binding
Source: RefSeq, a predicted model, not a curated record